This is a messenger RNA of Patella vulgata (common limpet), 1734 nucleotides long. Its product is annotated as dynein regulatory complex subunit 2. Lineage: Eukaryota; Metazoa; Mollusca; Gastropoda; Patellidae. Gene Ontology annotation, cellular component: axonemal dynein complex; axoneme. The coding region runs from base 141 to 1640 and encodes 499 amino acids. The record is from RefSeq and is a predicted model, not a curated record. Gene Ontology annotation, biological process: cilium-dependent cell motility; regulation of cilium movement; axonemal dynein complex assembly. The transcript is spliced from 2 exons.
CUCGCAUGCCAGGUAACCAAUGGACACAAUAUUUACUUCCGGUGCAAUUUCGAUAAUUUUCCAUAACAAUUUUAAAUCCUUAUGUUUGCGUUCAUUUCUUCGUCAAGACUCAACAAAUAGUAAAAUAAGAUCCAAUCAAAAUGCCAGCCAAGAAAAAGAAGAAGUCAGGAAAGCUGUCAAAGAUGACAGAGGAGGAGAGAAUGGCCUAUGAAGAGAGAAAGCGCCUAGAAGAAGAAGAGAUGAGGAAAAAGAAAGAAGACAUGUUAACCCAGUUUUUAAAAGAUAAAUUAACAAAAGAAGAACAAGCUACCAGGUUUAACAUGAGUAAACUGAAUCAUCAAUGGAGAAACAUAAUGAGAGAGUCUAAGUCGAAAGAAUUGAAGAAAGAUAUUGAAAUAUUGAGUCAAACAUUUGAACGUGUUGUAGAUAGAAAAGAUGCUGUGAUUAAAUCUCUUGCUAAAGACUUGAUGGAAGCUGAAGAACAAUAUUCUAUGGCUUUACGUAGUCAUAUUCAAAAUAUUGAUAACCUUAUAGCACUCCAGCAACAACUCCUCAGUAAAUAUGAAGACCAGUACACUGAUGAGUUAGAAAUCAUUAAGGAAGAGUUUGAUACAGAGAGGGCCAUGUUAAUAGAACAACACAAUCAGGAGAUGAAUGAUGUGGCAGACAUUUUAUUUGCUAUGGAACAAAAUUACCAAGAGCGAGAGAAUGAUGCUAAAGCUGAUUUCCAGAGUAUGAGAGAUGAAAUCAAAAAUAAAAAUUUAGAAGAAAAACAUGCAUUAAGAGUACAACUUGAAACUAAAGUUGAUGAUUUGUGGCAGCAAUUUAGAACCGCUUUACAAAACUACAACGAAACUACAGAAGAACGUAAAACAGCAUUUGAGGGACUGAAGAAAAGAGAUGAAAAUAGUGCCAAGGAAAUAGAACAACAGAUGAGAAAGCUGCAAAGAAUAUCUGACCAAAUUGCUGCACUGAAAAGUAAGAUGUCUGGCAAUGCCAAGGAAUGUGAUGAGAAGAAUCGACAGUUAAAAGACGAAAGAGAAAAGAUGCUGUCUCACUUUCAAGAUCUAAAGGCCCAAAUGAACAAGCUACGAGAUGCAGAGAGAGAAAAGCUGACAAAACUUACACUAGAAAGUAAUGCAGCAAUUAAAGAAUUAAAACGACAGAGUGAAAAAGGUGAACAGAUUUUACGAUUAUCUGAGAUGUGUAGAAAACUUGAAACCGAGGAGGAGAAGGUUUUACCAUUCUAUGCAUCAUCAUUAACCAAGGAAGAAGAGGAAGAUGUACAGGGAGCCAUACUGGAACCACCGUCUGAAAAGCUGGCUACAGUUAUGCACGAAUACUCUUCCCUAGAUAACUUCUGGAAGCGUUUCAACAAAGUUUUAUUAGAUAAGCUCGCAUUAGACAAAGAAAAACAAACUUUGUCUGAAGAGAAUCAACAGCUGAGAACCCUACUCAAACAAUAUUUAGAUGGUAUAUCCGUUAACGAUGAGAUCUUGAGCCAAGUUAACCCACUAUUUAUUGUCAAUAACAAAACUAACGUUACAUUAAAUAUUCCAGUAGUAGAUCCCAGAAUAAGACGUCCUGCACCACAAACUGUUAUUGAAGCCGCACAUGUUGUAAAGCAUUUACCUGCUUAAGGAGUUUCAUUAAUAAAUUUGAUAUGGUGUACCAUAUAUUUAUAUAUAAAGGUUUUCUGUAAUGUGUGUAACAAUAAAAAUCAUUUUACAGGUA